Acanthamoeba castellanii str. Neff is the source of this 1446-nucleotide messenger RNA. Its product is annotated as zinc finger domain containing protein. Lineage: Eukaryota; Discosea; Longamoebia; Acanthamoebidae. The coding region runs from base 1 to 1446 and encodes 481 amino acids. Gene Ontology annotation, molecular function: metal ion binding. The transcript has 11 exons. The record is from RefSeq and is a predicted model, not a curated record.
AUGGAACGCGAGAUUGUGUCUGUGCCGGAGGGGGAGGAUCAGGAGACCUGCGCCCUGCAAGGCCGGACAGCGUCUACGUUCCAUCGGCUGCUGGCGCCGUUCGAGGACCUGCAGCCGGGAGAGGAGCGCCAGGAGCGGGUGUGCGCCGAGGGGCGGGUGGUGGUGAAGCGGCUGCUGGGCCGGCGCCUGGCCUUCUUCGACCUCCAGAGCCUCGCGCCGGGCGAGGACGCCGUCCUCCAGCUCCGCUUCAUCCUCCCCGCGUGGCAGGGUCCUGCCCCUGAUGGCGAUCAUGUCGCGGAGGAGAGGGAGAAGGAGCGGGAGCGCAGCUUCUGGUGGACCACGAAGAACGUCAAACCGGGCGACGUCGUCGAGGCGGAGGGCUUUCCGGAGCGGACGACGGCGGGUACGCUGAGCAUAACGGUGACGAACCUGCGCUUGGUGAAGCAGUGGGUGGAGACGGCCACGGCUGCCAGCGGCAGCGACGCCUGCUGUCCGGCCAAUAAGCGGGGCAAACACUUCACCCCACGCCGGCGUUCGCCCGAUGAGAGCAAGAAUCCGACGUACGUGUCCCGCCAUUCGGCCAUCGUCCCUGAGCGCGCGGUCUCUGCCGACGGCAGUGCGAUACCCCCGCUGUGCAAGUUUUGGUGGAAGGGCAAGUGCGAACACGGCGAGCGGUGCAAAUACCGACACGCGUUUGUGAGCGAGGCGGAGCGGGAGCGUAUCGAGGAACACCGGCGGGAGAAGGCCGAGAUCAGGCAGAAGGAGCACGACCCCUCCGACCCGUUCGAGGACAAGCUCCCUCGAUCCGCCCGCGCCAAAAUUUUCCGGGAGUGGUUGGUAAAGACGUUCGGGGCGGAGCGGUUGCGUGAGGGGAGCGGAGUGGUGGACGUGGCGGGAGGCAAGGGCUACCUCUCCUUCCAGCUGCAGUGCACCGGCCACGACAUCCCCACCACCCUCAUCGAACCUCGCCUUGCCAAGCUCAACAAAAAGCAGAAAAAACAGUUGAAGAAACAGAAGAAGCCGGCGUUCCGCCAGAUCUGCACGUGGUUCGAGCCUGGGCUGUGGACCCCAACGGACGAAGGAAACGGGGGCGGUGAGGAGACCGCUGCUGCCUCGCCGCAGCAGCCGGCGACGGUGGCCGAGGUGGAACGGCUCGCACCCGCGGCAGCGCGCGCUAUUCUCCGGGACUGCUCGGCGGUGGUGGGCCUGCACUCGGACCAGGCCACCGAGCCCAUCGUGGACUUUGCGCUGGCGCACAACAAGUGCUUCGCGGUGGUGCCCUGCUGUGUCUUCCCCGAGCAGUUCCCCGACAGACGAACGAAGGACGGGCGACUGGUGGUGGUGACGGACGACUUCAUUCGGUACCUCAUGGAGCGGGACCCGCGCAUCCAACUCGCCUACCUGGAGAUGGAGGGAAGGAACAAGGUGGUGUACAUGCUCCCCUGA